Molecule: messenger RNA, 3254 nt
Organism: Siniperca chuatsi (mandarin fish)
Lineage: Eukaryota; Metazoa; Chordata; Actinopteri; Centrarchiformes; Sinipercidae
Gene: gmeb2
Product: glucocorticoid modulatory element binding protein 2
Exons: 10
Coding region: 636-2195 (519 amino acids)
Biological process (GO): positive regulation of transcription by RNA polymerase II
Cellular component (GO): nucleus
Molecular function (GO): DNA-binding transcription activator activity, RNA polymerase II-specific; RNA polymerase II cis-regulatory region sequence-specific DNA binding
Source: RefSeq, a predicted model, not a curated record
GAUAACAAGGAUUUCAGUUUUAUUUGAGUUGAGCUGAAGAAGAUUUAUCGACAUCCAGUGUUUUACGUCAGACAGGCAGUCCUGCAGAGAACUCAGCAUUGGUCCCAGAAUACUUUUGAUUUUAAAUAUAUGAACUAAACUAAAGUUAAGGCCUCUAUUUUCAUAUAAAUUGUUAAUGUUUUAAGUUAGCACAGAUAGUUUAUGUGUGUCGAUGCUGAUAUUCAUACAUUUGAUGCCAGCCGACUGCACAGACUGUUCUUGUGCACUAGGUGGCGACAAUGUUGGUUUACGAUCCGCUAAUAAACACAAAGAAGAAGGAAUGACAGUAAAGUACAUCCAUGCAGCUUUGUGAAGAUGAGAUUAAAUGUAUUCCACGAGUAGUCUCCAAAAUCUGUAAGAACCGGGCGGCUGUGUUGUGUUAGAAAUAUAAAGAGACACCUGCCAGCUCAAUGGAGCUGUUAGCUGCUCUCUGCUUUUAGCUAGCUAGCUGGAAUAGGUCAAAAAAAGCUAGCUAGCUAGCUAGCAUCCUGUCGCGCUAACAGUCACAAACCCUCACUUUUUCACAAGAGGAGGCAACAUUAAUCAACUAACGACAGUUUUUCCCCACUUCAGAUCAAAAGCUCCGUCUGUGCACCAUGGCUUCAUCAGAGGUCAGCAUGCAGGAAAUGAGUGAGGUUGUGAUCGUCACCAUACCAGAGACUGUGGGCGAGGACCUGCCCUCUGUGGUGGAGGAGGACAAGGCGGUGCUGGUGACUGCGGAGCUGACCCCCCAGCCGGGGGAGGACGUCCUCACUGUGGCGCCGGUGGAAGCAGAAGCCGAGGCCGCCGGCACAACAGAUUCACUGUCAAAGGAAGAGGCGGUCAUUGUGAAGCUAACCGAGGAGGUGGACGUGGAAGCGGAUGUCUUCUACCCGAUCACCUGUGGAGACGCCAAAGCCACGCUGGUCUGGAAGAAGUUCGUCUGCCCUGGGAUCAACGUGAAGUGCGUCCAGUUCAACGAGCAGCUCAUCAGCCCGAAGGAGUUUGUGUGUUUAGCAGGGAAAUCCACUCUGAAGGACUGGAAGAGAGCCAUCCGCCUCAACGGCACCAUGCUCAGGAAGAUCAUGGACUCAGGUGAACUGGACUUCUACCAGCACACGAAGGUCUGCUCCAACACCUGCCGCAGCACUAAGAUAGACCUGGUGGGAACCAAAGUGUCCGUCAGCAGUGACCAGUCUGCUGAACUGGUUCCUGUCACCCCCUCAUCAGCCGAGCUGAACGGAGCGACAGUCCCGUUUCCAGAGGUGGCCGAGGAAACUUCAGAGUGGGUCACAGCCAUCGGAGAGGACUCGGUGGCGUUCUGGCGUGGGGUGAAGGAGGCGGGGCUGCUGGAGGAGGUGGUGGAGGACUUCCAGAUGGAGCUGCAGGAGGUGAUGAAGGGGCUGCAGGAGAGAGUGUGUGACCCACCGCUACAGGUCAAAGAUGCCGUUUUGCUCAACAACACGGUGCAGAACUUCGGGAUGUUGGACCUGGUGAAGAAGGUUCUGGCCAGUCACAAGAGCCAGAUGGACCGUUACAGAGAGCAGUACACUCGCAGCCUCGCCUCUCUGGAGCAGCAGUGUGACGAGCACAGGAAGCGAGCCAAGGAGCUGAAGAGCAAGUCCCAGCACCUCAACAACGUCCUGAUGACCCUCACCCCAGUCCCUGCGCCCCCCGCGCCCAAGCGCCCCCGGCUGACCCGCGCCAUCUCCGGCCCGGCCUCGGUCGGCGCCGCCCCCGCCCAGAUCACUCUGCCUCUCAACCAGCUGACGGGCCUGCCGCUGGGCAAGGUGCUGACCGUGGCAGGAGGCCCUGCCGGCGCCAACCUGGGGGGCUACACCUUCCUGACCUCCUCGCUCUCUGGGUCGGAGCUGACGGCCGACGCCUCCAACCUGACCGUGCUGUCCGCGGCGGGUCAGGAGGGCGCGGCCGGCUCCGCAGCCUCCACGGCCUUCGUUAAGGUGGUCGGCCCCCAGUUCCAGCUGGUGACGCUGCCGGCUCCUCUGCAGAGCUUGGCCGCCGCGCAGAGCGCCGCCGUCCAACAGCAGGUGGGCAGCAUCAGUGUGGUGGACGCCACGGCAACCGCUGCAGACGAUUCACAAGAGGAAGGCCAGGCCGACGGUGACGAGGAAGGUCAGCCAGGGCAGGUUAAAGAGGAAGGCGGGGAGCAGCUGUGAGACAGGCGAUCCCUCUCCCGCCUCCCAGCCUGUCACUGGCCUUCGUGUCAUCGUUUUGGACCCUGGACCGAACGGAGGCCGGCGGCUCGUCCACUUCCUGGCUUUCACAGACCAUUUCACGCAUCGUGUGCUUUUGUCCUUUAACUUUAACGGCUUCCUGAGCCUUCCUCGGAGAUGUCGUCCAACUGUCAAGAUACCCGAGUUUAUAUCAGCGUGGCGGGAGCGAUUUUACUGUAAAUAUGCAUUUGUAAAUAAUGUGUUUGAUACUGCUGUUACUGGAGGGAUUUAUUCCACGUAGGCUGGAAGAAGCAGCGUUGUUCAGUUUGGUAAUAAAUGUUUUCAAGAACAACUUGUGUUAAAUAUUAUUAUCAUGUAUUAUUCCACGUCUUCGUCAGCGUGUAACUGGAGUGCGCUCGGAGACGGACCGAGGACUCGUACCUUUUCAAGCUCGCUUUGUUUUUUGGUCUCAGAGAAAAUUACUCAAGGUCCACUUACUGGCUUCUUCUGGAACUUUCAACCGCAGCUCACUGUCUUCGUCAGAUGGAGUGUGCUCAGCCGUCGUGUCAGUGCGUCAGCUGUAAUAACUAUUGGCUGACUAGAGUCAUUAAGACCACAAAAAAGGACCAAAGUUUUGCACGAAUUGUUCCCACGUCACAGGUAAAUCAGGUAAAUCCGAAACAGGUGGUCGGUUUUACGCGCGGCGUGUCUUCGGGCUGUCGUCGGGCCUAAAUGACCCCGUCGAUCCUCAUCCAGGGAGUCUGGUUCUGUGCUUGAGGAUUGACUUGUCGACCCUGGAUGAAGUUAUCCUGAAUAACAGCGUGCUCUUAUUUUGAUAUAGAGGCAAACUGGGCAGAGAGUUGAAACCAUGUGACUGCAGUGGUGUGUUGGGAGCCCUCCCAGCAUGCACUGGGGCGACAGAUUCAUGGACACAAAUUUUGUUCACUUUCUCAAACUGCAUUCGGUCCUGUUUCAGUGCGCAGACGUUCAUUGUGUUGCAUACUGGAUCAUGUGUGAGUGCAGGUAACUGUUCAUUAUUAAAACGACAUUGUGAUAAUUACA